AUGCUCCCGCUCCUCUCUCCUCCGCGCCCUGGUGCCGCGCCCCGCGCCGCCGCCAGGCCGGCCGUCAUCCUCCCAGGGCUCGGGAACAACACGGGCGACUACGCGCGGCUCGCCGCGGCGCUGCAGGACGACCACGGCCUCCCCGCGGCCGUCGUGGCGCGGGUCACCCGCCCUGACUGGCUCCGCAACGCCGCGGGCCUCGCCGACGCCAGCUACUGGCGAGGCACCCUCCGCCCGCGCCCCGUGCUCGACUGGGUCGGUCAGCGUCGCGGCCGGCGUUUCACCAAACACCUCGCCUGCAUUGCGCUGCAGGUACCUGAAGAGGGUGAUGACGCGGUGUCUGAGGCGAGGGAGCUAUGCGCACCAGGUGGGAAGAUAUCAUUGAUAGGGCAUUCAGCUGGGGGCUGGCUCGCGCGCGUGUACAUGGCGGAGUUUGAGGCUUCCGACAUAAGUUUACUGCUCACCCUUGGCACUCCUCACUUGCCUCCUCCAAAAGGUGUACCUGGGGUAAUUGAUCAGACUAGAGUACUACUGAACUACGUCGAGAAGAAUUGUGCUCCAGCAGUUUAUACGCCAGAAUUAAGAUAUGUGUGCAUUGCUGGAAGGUACAUUCAAGGUGCUCCUCUUCUGGGAAACUCCGCAGUUGCUUCUGAUGAGAUCCUUGCAGUUGACACUCCUUCAGAAGGAGGUGAGGCUGUUAUUGUCAGUACCAAUGAAAAAUCUACUCCAUCAAGUGUCACAUGGAGAGCCCGGUUCGUCGGGCAAGGGUACAAACAGGUUUGUGGCCGAGCGGAUGUGUGGGGCGACGACGUUGUUCCUGAAAUGGCAGCGCAUCUGGAGGGAGCACUGAACAUAAGCUUUGAUGGUGUGUACCACUCUCCGGUAGGCUCUGAUGAUGAAGAAAGGCCCUGGUAUGGCUCUCCGGCAAUCCUCAAGCAGUGGGUGCAUCACCUUCUCAGCUGA
This is a messenger RNA of Miscanthus lutarioriparius, 963 nucleotides long. Lineage: Eukaryota; Viridiplantae; Streptophyta; Magnoliopsida; Poales; Poaceae. The record is from the annotation of a GenBank genome assembly.